UGGAGACCAAUUGUCAAACAAACAUGUCCGUGAAACGGGGAUGUUAUUAAUGUGUUAUUUCAUUCAGCUCCUUUUAGGACGCCAUGAUACGCCAUGGGGUGCAUGCAUGCAUGGUGAUGUGAUGCCCACCCUGCAAAUCUAAUCUAAAGACUUGAGAAAAAUUGGAAACUUGAGAGAGGUGGACCUCUUGCAGGAGUGACACCACUGGAAGCAUGGCAAGCACUGCAAGGGUCGCAAGUCAGCGUGAUGAUGACCGAAGAGCUGCGAGAAAAGGCGAAGAUCGCUUUCCAGCGAGAGGAGGUGGUUUUUCUACACCACGUGGUGGCAGUGGCUUUUCCGGCGCUGCCCACUCUCAACGCGGCGCGGAAGGCGCUCCGCCAGGGGCGCGUGCUGGUGGAUGGCGUUGUGAAGAAGCAGCACGAUGCGUUGGCUCCGGUCCCAGGUAGCAUAUUGUUGGCCCACCUCGGAGCAGUGGACAGCAUCCUGCCACAGGUCGAAGGAUUGCUGCAGGCGUGGAACAGCAAGUCGGAGAGGCCAGAAGCCCGAAUAUAUCUAAUUCAAUCAGAUCCCGUUGCUGGCUGGGCCGUCGUGAACAAGCCCUGUGGGAUGCACUGCAAGCCCUGUGGUUUCAACACUGGGCUUGUGACGCUGGAAGGAUACCUUCCCGCGUUGGUCGAGCCCCCUUUGACUGGGACACACUGUCGUUGUCCCCGUGUUUGCCAUCGACUGGACUUUCGCGUUUGUGGGCCCGUACUGGUGGCCACGGCCGAGGAGACCAUGCGAAGGCUGAAGGCAUCCUUCGAGCAUCGCAAGGUGAAGAAAGAGUACCGCGCCAUUGUUUGCGGACGUGUGGGGGAGCCCGGAAGCCACUGGAGCAUCUCAGCACCCGUGGAGGGCGCAGAUGCAACGACAGAGAUCCAAGUUCUCAGCGUCGUGAGGUGUCCCCACUUUGACUUUUUAUCCGAGUUGAAGCUCAUUCCGGUGACCGGACGCCACCAUCAACUCCGCCAGCACUGCGCGCUUCUCUUGGGAGCACCCAUCGUCAACGAGGAGCGUCCGCUCUUUCGGGCGGCUGCAGAAGCUUGGCAACGACGGACUGGGAGUGCCUUGCCACCCUACCACGUGCGGGGAGGUGGCAAUCUCUUUCUUCAAGCAGUGGGCAUCACCUUUCCCGGUGACGACGAUGACGCGGUGACCACGACCGUGGAAGUCUCGGUGUCCAGUCGCUUCGAGCGGUUGCUCCGGACCUCUCAGAGAGCCUUCGAGGAGGGCUGGCGCUCCACGAGGGACGGACGGACCGUGCAGCUCUCGGUGGAUGGAAAAACGGUGGGCGUUGUUUGGGGGGGCCGGAAGAGCUGCUGGGUCAAGUUGAAGAUUUUCAGAAGAAUGAGGCCUUGCUAUUGGCCUUGCUUUGGCCUUCAUCUUUAA
Messenger RNA from Durusdinium trenchii, 1428 nucleotides. NCBI's taxonomy places the organism in Eukaryota, Dinophyceae, Suessiales, Symbiodiniaceae. The record is from the annotation of a GenBank genome assembly.